Molecule: messenger RNA, 687 nt
Organism: Phalaenopsis equestris
Lineage: Eukaryota; Viridiplantae; Streptophyta; Magnoliopsida; Asparagales; Orchidaceae
Product: GDT1-like protein 4
Exons: 1
Coding region: 73-687 (204 amino acids)
Biological process (GO): Golgi calcium ion transport; calcium ion transmembrane transport; Golgi calcium ion homeostasis
Cellular component (GO): Golgi apparatus
Molecular function (GO): manganese ion transmembrane transporter activity; calcium ion transmembrane transporter activity
Source: RefSeq, a predicted model, not a curated record
AGUGUAGGUGUUGGCCUUCCAGUAGGCCAAGAUGGCUUGGGACUUCUUGAUGCCUUCUUUGCUAGUCUAUCCAUGAUACUCGUCAGUGAGAUCGGUGAUGAGACAUUUAUUAUAGCAGCUCUCAUGGCAAUGCGGCAUCCAAAGUCAAUAGUCCUGUCUGGUGCGCUCAGUGCUCUUAUUGUGAUGUCGGUAACACACUCAGCUUUUGGUAGGAUAGUGCCAAACUUGAUAUCAAGAAAGCAUACCAACAAUGCUGCUAUUGUGCUCUAUUUGUUCUUUGGACUCCGUCUUUUGUACAUUGCAUGGAGAUCUGAUUCUAAAUCAUCUCAGAAAAAGGAAAUGGAAGUAGAAGAAAAACUUGAAGCUGGGCAAGGAAAAUCAAUGUAUCGUCAUUUAUUAUCCAGAUUUUGCACGCCUAUUUUCCUAGAGUUUUUCAUUUUGGCAUUUUUAGCGGAAUGGGGGGAUCGCAGCAAGAUAACCACAAUUGCUCUAGCUACUUAUAAGAAUGUUGUAGGAGUAGCUGUAGGUGCUACAUUAGACCACACGAUAUGUACAUCAGUUGCCGUCGUGGGAGGGAGCAUGUUGGCAUCCAAGAUCUCUCAGCGAACCGUAGCUACCAUUGGCGGUCUGCAUUUCCUCGGAUUUUCUGUGUCUUCGUUCUUCUAUCCUCCAUUGUGCUUUAAAUAA